GGGGCGGGUCACGCAGAUCGCGCGGCCCGGAGCUGCGCUGGCGGCUGGCGGCGGCGGCGGCGAAACUGCGGACUGGGGGCGGGCGCGGGGCUCUGGGUAAGCGAAGCGCCGCGCAGUGCUGAGCCCGCCGCCCGUCGGGGAGCCAUGGAAAUCGGCACCGAGAUCAGCCGCAAGAUCCGGAGUGCCAUUAAGGGGAAAUUACAAGAAUUAGGAGCUUACGUUGAUGAAGAACUUCCUGAUUACAUUAUGGUGAUGGUGGCCAACAAGAAAAGUCAGGACCAAAUGACAGAGGACCUGUCCCUAUUUCUAGGGAACAACACAAUUCGAUUCACCGUAUGGCUUCAUGGUGUGUUAGAUAAACUUCGCUCUGUGACAACUGACCCUUCCAGUCUUAAGUCUUCUGAUACUAACAUCUUUGACAAUAAUGUGUCUUCAAACAAGAGCUGUUUCAGUCGGGGAGAUGAGAGAAGGCAUGAAGCUGCAGUGCCACCUCUUGCAGUUGCUAGCAGUAGACCUGAAAAAAGAGAUUCCAGGGUUUCUACUAGUUCACAAGAGCAGAAAACCACUACUGUCAGACAGACUUAUGAUGAUGGAGCUGCAACCCGAUUAAUGUCAACUGUGAAGCCUCUGAGGGAGCCAGCACCCUCUGAAGAUGUGAUUGAUAUUAAACCAGAACCAGAUGAUCUCAUUGAUGAAGAUCUCAAUUUUGUGCAGGAGAAUCCCUUAUCUCAGAAAAAACCUACAGUGACACUUACAUAUGGUUCUUCUCGCCCUUCUAUUGAAAUUUAUCGACCACCUGCAAGUCGAAAUGCAGAUAGUGGUGCUCAUUUAAACAGGUUGCAAUUUCAGCAGCAGCAAAACAGUAUUCAUGCUGCCAAGCAAUCUGAUAUACAGAACAGCCGGGUAUAUGAAACUGGACGUUUGUGUGAACCGGAAGUGCUUAACAGUUUAGAAGAGACUUACAGUCCCUUUUUCAGAAACAACUCAGAAAAAAUGAGUAUUGAGGAAGAAAACUUUCGCAAGAGAAAGUUGCCUGUGGUAAGUUCAGUUGUUAAAGUAAAAAAAUUCAAUCAUGAUGGAGAAGAGGAGGAGGAAGAUGAUGAUUGUGGGUCUCGUACAGGAAGCAUCUCCAGCAGUGUGUCAGUGCCAGCAAAGCCUGAAAGGAGACCUUCACUCCCACCUUCUAAACAAGCUAACAAGAACCUAAUUUUGAAGGCUAUAUCUGAAGCUCAAGAAUCUGUAACAAAAACAACUAACUAUUCUACAGUCUCACAGAAACAGACACUUCCAGUUGCUCCCAGAACUCGAACUUCUCAAGAAGAAUUGCUGGCAGAAAUGGUCCAGGGCCAAAGCAGGAGCCCCAGAAUAAGUACCCCCAUUAAAGAAGAGGAAACAAAGGGAGAUAAUAUAGAAAAGAGCCAAGGAACUCAACAGAGGCAGUUGUUAUCCCGACUGCAAAUUGACCCAGUAAUGGCAGAAACUCUACAGAUCAGUCAAGAUUACUAUGACAUGGAAUCCAUGGUCCAUGCAGACACAAGAUCAUUUAUUCUGAAGAAGCCAAAGCUGUCUGAGGAAAUAGUAGUGGCACCAAACCAAGAGUCGGGGAUGAAGACUGCAGAUACCCUUCGGGUACUUUCAGGACACCUUAUGCAGACACGAGAUCUUGUACAACCAGAUAAACCUGCAAGUCCCAAGUUUAUAGUGACGCUGGAUGGUGUCCCCAGCCCCCCAGGAUACAUGUCAGAUCAAGAGGAGGACAUGUGCUUUGAAGGAGUGAAACCUGUAAACCAAACUGCAGCCUCAAACAAGGGACUCAGAGGUCUCCUCCACCCACAGCACUUGCACUUGACGAGCAGGCAGCUCGAUGACCCAGAUGGUAGCUUUCCAAAUGCUGAGAUGAGUGAACUGAGUGUGGUCCAGAAACCCGAAAAACUUCUGGAGCGUUGCAAGUACUGGCCUGCCUGUAAAAACGGGGAUGAGUGUGCUUACCAUCAUCCUGUUUCACCGUGCAAAGCCUUCCCCAAUUGUAAAUUUGCUGAAAAAUGUUUAUUUGUUCAUCCAAAUUGUAAAUAUGAUGCAAAAUGUACUAAGCCAGAUUGUCCCUUCACUCACAUGAGUAGAAGAAUUCCAGUACUGCCUCCAAAACCAGCAGUUGCAACACCAGCAUCACCUUCUAGUAGUCAACUGUGCCGUUAUUUCCCUGCUUGUAAGAAAAUGGAAUGUCCCUUCUAUCAUCCAAAACACUGCAGGUUUAACACUCAGUGUACAAGACCCGACUGCACGUUUUAUCAUCCCACCAUUACUGUGCCACCACGACAUGCCUUGAAAUGGAUUCGACCUCAAACCAGUGAAUGACUGUCCUACUUGGCAGAAGACUGGAAUUUCCAUCUACUGGUGAACAUAUUCUGCAAAACUUGUCAAACCUUUGAAACUUGGAAUAUAUUGCUUUCAUAAUAUGAAGUUUAUUGCCUAUCUGAAGUGUCUAAUUUUUCAAGUUUGUAAGUUUAUUAAGUGGUUUUAACAUUGGGUGUUAUUUGACUGUGGAAAGACCGUUCAAGGAAAAGCUACAUUCUAUUAAAACAUUGGAGGCGUGUUUGCACCCUGACUGCUAUUUCAAGUAUCCGCAUUUACCCCGUGGUGACAGUGGCAGUGCGGGGCUGCAGUUUGCUCUGUGUUGAGAGAGAGGAGCAUCCUUAUUCUAAAACAUUGGAUUUUGUUCCCUUUUCCCAAGGAUUAUCCACUGUGAAAACAGAGUGGCGGCCCAAAGUGUGGAGGCAGCAUAAAAUAGUCAUUCAGUCCUGCUUUUUAAUUUUAAGUGAAUUGAGUUUGAAAGCAUGAUCAUACAGGUGUCUUGGGUUGAGUGCUGCUUCAGUGGAUGGUUCUUACCUUCUGGGAUAGGAUGGGUUGGGUAAAAACGGAAUGACAAAUGCAAAAAAGAUCGAACAGUUCCUUAAAAUGCUUUCAUUUACUAUUAACAUACACUUUUUAAAUAAAUAUUUUGGGGCUGCAUUAUCACAAAAUUAUACAAAAUUUUUUUUUUACAAUACUAUAUACAGAAGGUAUCAGAAAACAUACUUUGAGCUCACAAGAUCAUAACUGUACAUAUAUCUCACAUUCUGAAAAAUAACAUUUUCAGAACCACAGAAAAAUUUUUAAAUGUAAAAAUUAGAUUCAAAUAGUAUAUUUUAAAUGACUAAUUACAGAAAUCUGAUGGGUAAACUGCAAAACAGGACUAAACUUUUGGACUACUGAAUCAAUACAUAGUCUUCUGUGUGUGAUUUUUGAAAUAGUUAAGGCAAAAGUGUCAGAUGCUUUAGAAUUAAAUAACCAAUGGAUCACUGAUCUUAAGGACUUGAUGUACAGCAGUUUUUAAAAAAAUAAGCUAGAAGUUGGUUAGAACAGAUCGAAUUAAUGCAAAAGAGAUAAAGACUCAAACACUCUCAUGAUCAAAUUAACUGUGGAAAAAAAAAGUUCAUUGACUUGUUAGUUAUGUGUCUGAGGGAUAACAACAUGUGUAAAAAAAAGUCCAUGUUUAAGAGCAUAUAAACGA
Mustela erminea (ermine) is the source of this 3550-nucleotide messenger RNA. RefSeq names its product zinc finger CCCH-type containing 14 (gene ZC3H14). Gene Ontology annotation, biological process: regulation of mRNA stability. The record is from RefSeq and is a predicted model, not a curated record. NCBI's taxonomy places the organism in Eukaryota, Metazoa, Chordata, Mammalia, Carnivora, Mustelidae. The transcript has 17 exons. Gene Ontology annotation, molecular function: metal ion binding; poly(A) binding. Gene Ontology annotation, cellular component: nucleus; cytoplasm. The coding region runs from base 145 to 2355 and encodes 736 amino acids.